This is a messenger RNA of Penicillium nucicola, 1152 nucleotides long. RefSeq names its product SET domain-containing protein. NCBI's taxonomy places the organism in Eukaryota, Fungi, Ascomycota, Eurotiomycetes, Eurotiales, Aspergillaceae. The coding region runs from base 1 to 1152 and encodes 383 amino acids. Gene Ontology annotation, molecular function: protein binding. The transcript is spliced from 2 exons. The record is from RefSeq and is a predicted model, not a curated record.
AUGUCUCAAGUCGUAUAUAUCACCGAGUCGGAACCCAGUAUAGAAACCUCCAAUUCCCAAACGCAACCAGAUUGGAUCCACCCCAAUUUACUCCAAAGCAUCGAUCCGAUCAAAGGCCGCCAGUUCCGCGUGUCAGGCCUCAUUCCCAAAGGCGCCUGUCUUCUCGUGGACCGCCCCUACGCAGUUAUACCCGUCGUGGAUGAUCCGGCCAACAACGACACUCUCAUCUGCAGCAAUCCAGCUUGUAAUCGCCGGGUGCCUCGCCACUCAGCGUCCGCGCCACCUUCACCUUCACCUUCACCCGGCAAUCGGAACCAGAACCCGAAUCGGAAUCGGAAUUGGACUCGGCAUCGGACUCCAUGUCUGAAUGCCUGUAUUGCUGACGUGACCUGGUGCAGCGAACCCUGUCGAGACGCCGAUCAAGACCGCCAUGCUUUCGAGUGCACCUGGCUGAAGAGAUAUGCAGCGCCGAUUCGCGCCAAAUGGGGCGAAUACGACUUCGGCAUGUUGUGGGUGAUUGUUCGUCUGCUUGCCAUGCGACAGAGCCAGCAGUCCCUUGUUGCGAUCGAUCUCAAUCUCGGUCCUGGCUCUGCCACUCCAGCGCCGAAAUGGAAACGGGGCUGGGAGGGCAUUGAAUCGUUGUGCGGAUCGGUUGAGACCUGGUCCCAUGACAAAGUCCGGGCCUGGACGACUCUUGUGAAAAAGUAUCUCCGGGAUGGACCUGUUCUGCCGCAUGGCUUGUCGUCAGACCAGGUUCUUCAUCUCAUUUGUCAGGAAGAGGCCAAUUCCUUUGGUCUGUAUCCUCGGGCAACGGGCGUUGUGCCAUUGCCGUACCCGCCUGUCGAUCGAGGAGAGCAGUUCGCGGCAGCUGUUUAUCCUACGGCGGCCAUUGCGAAUCAUUCGUGUCUGCCGAACAUCACACAUAAGCCUGAUGAGCAGGGCCGCAUGGUCUUUGCUGCCUCUCGGGAUAUCUUCCCCGGAGAGGAAUGCUGUAUCUCCUACUUCGACUUGACGCAACAUACGGACUUGAUAUCUCGCCGAGAACAUCUUCGCCAAUCGUUCAAAUUUGUUUGUCAGUGUGAGCGAUGUGUUGCUGAAGAGCCCGUGGAAGAAUUGACCGAGUGGAAUGCUAUGCCCGUGAUGGAUUGGUGA